Molecule: messenger RNA, 1776 nt
Organism: Nematolebias whitei (Rio pearlfish)
Lineage: Eukaryota; Metazoa; Chordata; Actinopteri; Cyprinodontiformes; Rivulidae
Gene: ankmy2a
Product: ankyrin repeat and MYND domain containing 2a
Exons: 10
Coding region: 141-1397 (418 amino acids)
Molecular function (GO): protein binding
Source: RefSeq, a predicted model, not a curated record
UUCCAAAUGACAGCUCUCCUACAGUUAGCAUUCCUGCUGGAGCCUCGCACUAUCAGAGCCAAGGACGAUAUUGAUUUUAAUAGAAAUCUGACAUAAUUCUGGUGUCACUAUAUUUUUAUUUAAAACUGUGAGCCGUCAACAUGUCUGCACCCAAGAAAGGAGACCUGUCUUCAAGCGAAAAGGAGUUGUUUGAGGUCAUUACAGCAGGAAAUGUUCCCGAGGCCUCCAGGCUGCUGGGCUGUAAAGAUGUUCGAGUUAACUGUCUGGAUGAGUAUGGGAUGACUCCUCUCAUGCACGCUGCCUACAAAGGGAAAGCAGACAUGUGCAAGCUGCUGCUGCAACACGGAGCCGAUGUAAACUGCAACCAGCACGAGCACGGAUACACGGCGCUCAUGUUUGCUGGCCUGUCAGGAAAGACCGACAUUACGUGGAUGAUGCUGGACGCCGGGGCCGAAACAGACGUGACCAACUCUGUCGGACGGACCGCUGCGCAGAUGGCAGCUUUUGUUGGGCAACACGACUGUGUCACAGUGAUCAACAACUACUUUUCCCGUGCCAGACUGGAUUACUACACUAAGCCCCAAGGUUUGGAGAAGGAACCAAAGCUGCCACCCAAACUGGCUGGACCCCUUCACAAGAUCAUCAUGAGCACCAACUUGAAUCCUGUUAAGUUAGUGAUGCUGGUGAAAGAAAACCCGCUGCUGGCAGAGGUGGGGGCUCUGGACAAAUGUGGGCGGGUGAUGGAGCUCAUCUGUGAGAAGUGCAUCAAGCAGCAGGACAUGAACGAGGUUUUGGCCAUGAAGAUGCACUACAUCAGCUGCGUGCUGGGGAAGUGUUCGUCCUUCCUCAAAGAGCGCGAGGACAAGCUGGACGGCCUCAUGAAGAGUUUGCUGAAAGGUCGGGACAGCGAUGGCUUUCCCGUGUUUCAGGAGAAGUUUAUCCGAGAGUGCGUCCGCAAGUUCCCGUACUGCGAGGCCACGCUGCUGCAGCAGCUCGUGCGCAGCAUCGCCCCUGUGGACAUCGGUAACGACCCCACAGCUCUGUCGGUGCUGACCCAGGCCAUCACGGGUCAGGUCGGCUUCAUGGACGUAGAGUUCUGCACGACGUGCGGGGCCAAAGGAGCCGAGAAAAGAUGCUCCAUCUGUAAAAUGGUUCUGUACUGUGGCCACACGUGUCAAAAGAUGCACUGGUUUACUCACAAGAAAGUUUGUAAGAAGCUCCAGGAGCAGCGAGAAGCUCAAGAAGCAGAAACGGCGCAGCAGAGCCCAGAGAGUGAGGCGGAGCAGGAGGCCACCGACUCCAUGCAGGAGCUGUCAGUGGAAACCAGCAGCAGAACCUCCUCCUCAGACUCCGCUGCAGAAACAUCCACCUCCACCUGCACAGCUGCUGAAAACUGAGGAGCAUCCACCUUUUUCUGGCUUCAGACGGAGGAAACUGACACGAAGACUGAAGCCCAGACUGGUCCAACAAAGAGACAAAAGUUAUUUCUGACCUGCCUGAAACAUCUGGAGGUGGCUCUGUGACGCCUCCAUCGUCCUGCUGUCUCUUCUGAAGGUGGGUACCACACAGGCUCAGGUGUUGGUUCAGAUGAACGUGGGACAAACAACGAGCUAAAAGUUCACAGCGUUGUUAAAACUGCCUUAAGAAACUGUAGCAAACCACGAGACACAAGGAGUGAGUGUCAGGGUGACGUGCACGCACCGUGCGCUGCACUGUGAUGCUGCUGACUGUGGCCGGCCAGCGAGGAGCAGGAAGAACCACGGGAGUUUUUAAUAU